GUGCCAUCCAACAGUCGCGUCGUUCUGAAGUUUACCUUAAAGUGAGUGAGGAAAACUUACCAACAGCAACCACCAUCCAGAUGCCGCCAGCCAUGAACUGAUCAUCUCUGCUGCCUCUUUUUCCAAACCUUAAAGAAACAUUUUUUGCUCCCUCCUUUUAAAGUGUUGGUUUAAACAAAACAAAUCAUCAGGAGUCAGACAAGAUCAUAAUGCAGCCUGUUGCGCUGCUUUUUGGCUUCCUGCUUGCUACAGUGUUACACGGCCAAGGUGUGACAGGAUCAGGAAGUACCGAGUGCUCAUGUGGCAGAAAUCAUUUCACGUGCGCAGUGAGUGCGUUUGGCGAGUGUACCUGUAUUCCAGCUCAGUGGCAGUGUGAUGGAGACAAUGAUUGUGGAGAUCAUAGUGAUGAAGAUGGUUGCAUGCUGCCAACCUGUUCCCCUUUGGAAUUUCAUUGUGACAACGGCAAGUGCAUCCGACGUUCCUGGGUCUGUGAUGGUGACAAUGACUGUGGGGAUGAUUCUGAUGAGCAGGAUUGCCCGCCUCGUGAGUGUGAAGAAGAUGAAUUUCACUGCCAGAAUGGUUAUUGUAUCCGGAGUCUGUGGCAUUGUGAUGGUGACAAUGACUGUGGGGAUAACAGUGAUGAACAGUGUGACAUGAGAAAAUGUUCUGACAAAGAGUUCCGCUGUAAUGAUGGCAGCUGCAUUGCAGAGCACUGGUAUUGUGAUGGUGACACAGAUUGCAAAGAUGGCUCUGAUGAAGAUGGCUGUCCUGCCGAAGUUCCUGUUACCAACUGCAGUAUGGAGGAAUUUCAAUGUGCUUAUGGGCGUUGCAUUCUUGACAUAUACCACUGUGACGGUGACGAUGAUUGUGGAGAUUGGUCUGAUGAAUCGGAUUGUGCCUCUCAUCACCCCUGUCGGUCGGGUGAGUUCCUCUGUAACAGUGGGCUCUGCAUUAAUGCUGGCUGGAGAUGUGAUGGUGAUUUUGACUGUGACGAUCAGUCUGAUGAGAAAAACUGCACUGCCUCGCAGUGUACGGCAGACCAGUUCCGCUGCAAAACAGGCCGCUGUAUACGCUUGUCAUGGCGAUGUGAUAGAGAGGAUGAUUGCUCUGACAACAGUGAUGAAGAAGACUGUGAGAAAACAGAAAUCCCACAGUGUGCUCCAGAUCAGUUCACAUGUGGCAAUGGACGUUGCAUUGGUCAACGUAAAGUCUGCAAUGGGGCAAAUGAUUGCGAAGAUGGUAGUGACGAAAACCCACACCAGAACUGUCGUGAACGAUCUGAGGAGGAAAGCUGCAAUGUGAACAAUGGUGGAUGUGCGCAUAAAUGUCAGCAGGUUCGAGGCAUUGUCCAAUGCACUUGUCACACGGGCUACCGAUUACUAGAGAAUGGAAAAUUGUGCCAAGACAUUGAUGAGUGUGCUGAAGAUGGAUACUGCAGCCAAGGUUGUACCAACUUAGAUGGAGGUUUCCAGUGCUGGUGUGUUCAGGGAUAUGAACUACGACCUGAUAAGCGGGGCUGCAAAGCACUAGGACCAGAACCAGUGCUGCUGUUUGCAAAUCGGAUUGACAUCCGCCAGGUGCUACCUCGCCGAUCAGAAUACACCCUCCUACUUAACAACCUCGAGAAUGCCAUUGCUCUAGACUUCCACCACAGCAAGGAACUGGUGUUCUGGUCGGACGUGACCUUGGACCGCAUUAUGAAAGCAAAUCUGAAUGGAAGUAAUGUUGAGGAAGUUGUGUCAACAGGUCUCGAGAGUCCAGGUGGUCUUGCCAUUGAUUGGAUCCAUAACAAGUUAUACUGGACAGACUCUGGGACGUCGCGUAUUGAGGUCUCAAAUCUUGAUGGAACACAGAGAAAAGUACUUUUGUGGAAGAACUUAGAGAAACCUCGUGCCAUAGCACUGCAUCCUAUAGAGGGAACCAUAUAUUGGACGGACUGGGGCAACACCCCUCGGAUAGAAUAUGCUGCCAUGGAUGGAUCCAACCGGAAAAUCAUUGCAGAUACCCAUUUGUUCUGGCCCAAUGGACUCACCAUUGAUUAUGCAGGUCAAAAAAUGUACUGGGUAGAUGCCAAGCAUCAUGUGAUUGAACGUGCAGAUCUUGAUGGUCAGAACAGGAAAGCAGUGAUCAGCCAAGGCCUCCCUCAUCCAUUUGCCAUCACGGUGUUUGAAGACAGCCUGUACUGGACAGACUGGCACACCAAAAGCAUAAAUAGUGCCAAUAAGUUUACUGGGAAAAAUCAAGAGAUUAUCCGCAAUAAACUCCACUUUCCAAUGGAUAUUCACACACUUCAUCCACAGAGACAGCCAGCAGCAGGGAGAAAUCGCUGUGGGGCCAACAAUGGAGGAUGCAGCCACCUCUGCCUUCCUAGUGGCACCAACUACACCUGUGCUUGUCCAACCGGCUUCAAAAAGGUCGAUGCCUACAGCUGUGCUGGAAGUCUUGACAAGUUCCUGCUUUUUGCUCGAAGGACGGACAUCCGUCGCAUCAGCUUUGACACUGAGGACAAGUCUGAUGAUGUCAUUCCACUGGCUGAUGUGCGCAGUGCUGUUGCACUUGACUGGGACGCCAAAGGGGAAUACAUCUAUUGGACAGAUGUUACCACCGACUCUAUCAACAGGGCUAAGUGGGAUGGAACAAAGCAGGAGGCAGUGGUGGAUACCAGUCUGGAAAGUCCUGCAGGGCUUGCAGUUGACUGGGUGACAAACAAGCUUUAUUGGACAGAUGCAGGAACUGACAGAAUUGAGGCCUCAAAUUUAGAUGGUACCAUGCGAACAGUCCUCAUCUGGGAGAACCUAGACAGGCCCAGAGACAUUGUGGUGGAUCCUAUCGGAGGGUACAUGUAUUGGACAGACUGGGGAGCCAGUCCAAAGAUUGAACGUGCAGGGCUGGAUUCUUCUGAGCGUAUAGUAAUCAUUUCUUCCAAUCUCACCUGGCCCAAUGGCUUAGCAGUGGACUAUGGCACAGAGAGACUGUACUGGGCUGAUGCAGGCAUGAAGACAAUAGAGUAUGCCAACCUCAAUGGAACUGCAAGAAAGGUCCUGAUUGGCAGUCAGCUGCCUCACCCUUUUGGAUUGACUAUACAUAAUGAUAAGAUCUAUUGGACCGAUUGGCAAUCAAAAAGCAUUCAGAGUGCAGAUAAAAACAGUGGCCUUGGUCGAGUGAUGCUGCGAGAAAACCUAGAAAACCUAAUGGAUAUUCACAUGUUCCAUAGGCAUCGAAUGCCAGUGGCUACCAUGUGCAAAAUAAACAACGGUGGUUGCAGUCACCUCUGUCUUCUCGCUCCAUUGCCUAAGGCUUACAGUUGUGCGUGCCCCACAGGCAUUAAUCUCCUUGCAGAUGGAAAGACAUGUGCGCCUGGUAUGACCAGCUUCCUCAUAUUUGCGCGAAGAACAGAUAUCCGAAUGGUGUCACUUGAUAUUCCUUACUUUGCUGAUGUGGUGGUGCCUGUCAAUGGAACAAUGAAAAAUACAAUUGCAAUUGGAGUUGAUCCUAAAGAAGGAAAGGUGUACUGGUCAGACAGCACUCUGAAUAAAAUUAGCAGAGCCAGCCUGAAUGGAUCACAGCAGGAAGACAUUGUAACCACAGGAUUAAUGACCACUGAUGGACUGGCAGUGGAUGCGACAGGCCGUAAAAUAUAUUGGACAGAUACGGGGACCAAUAGGAUUGAAGUUGCUAAUUUGGAUGGAACAAUGAGAAAAGUUCUGAUCUGGCAGAACUUGGACAGUCCAAGAGCCAUUGCUCUUCAUCAUGAGAAAGGCUACAUGUAUUGGACAGACUGGGGAGAACAUGCCAAACUGGAACGUGCUGCCAUGGAUGGAUCAGACAGAAUGAUUCUCAUCAAUAGUAACCUGGGCUGGCCUAAUGGUCUGGCCAUUGACAAAGUGGGUUCUCGACUUCUGUGGGCUGAUGCACACACUGAGCGCAUCGAGGCAGCAGACCUGAAUGGUGCUAACCGCCGAACUCUAGUCACACCUGUCCAGCACCCUUAUGGCCUGACUCUGCUUGACCAUCACAUUUAUUGGACGGAUUGGCAGACUCGAAGCAUCCAACGAGCUGACAAGAACACAGGUGGUGACAUGAUUACAGUGCGAGGCAACUUGCCAGGACUAAUGGACAUUCAAGCAAUUGACCGUGUUCGGCCUGUCGGUUUUAACAAGUGUAGUGUCAGGAACGGAGGCUGCAGUCACCUCUGCCUCCCACGUCCUGGUGGCAUCACCUGCGCAUGUCCAACAGGAAUCCAAAUGAAGAAUGAUGGGAGAACUUGUGACAAUGCCCCUGAGACCUAUCUCCUCUUCUCCAGCCGUGGCAGCAUCCGGCGGAUCUCUCUGGACACAACUGACUACACAGAUGUGCAUGUUCCUGUCCCUGAGCUCCAUAAUGUCAUUUCCCUGGAUUAUGACAGUGUGGAAAUGAAGGUUUAUUAUACAGAUGUCUUCCUGGAUGUCAUCAGAAGUGCAAACCUCAAUGGCAGUGGCAUGGAGACCGUGAUUAGCCAGGGUCUAAAAACAACUGAUGGUUUGGCCAUUGACUGGGUUGCAAGGAACCUAUAUUGGACGGACACUGGCAGAAACACUAUUGAAGUAUCUUGGCUUGAUGGAACUUGUCGCAAGGUGCUAAUCAACAACAGCCUGGAUGAACCGAGGGCAAUUGCUGUAUUUCCCAGGAAAGGGUAUCUCUUCUGGACAGACUGGGGAAAUCUUGCCAAAAUAGAGCGUGCACAGCUGGAUGGCACUGACCGCAAAGUCCUAAUCAACACUGAUCUGGGUUGGCCUAAUGGCCUAACCUUGGAUUAUGAUACAAGAAGGAUCUACUGGGUGGAUGCUCACUUAGAUAGAAUAGAAAGUUGCGAUUUAAAUGGAAAACUACGGCAAGUUCUGAUCGGCCAAGUUACACAUCCCUUUGCAUUAACUCAGCAUGAUCGCUGGAUUUACUGGACAGACUGGCAAACCAAAUCAGUUCAGCGUGUGGACAAAUACACAGGUCGAAACAAGGAGACCAUCCUCGCUAACGUAGAGGGACUGAUGGAUAUUAUUGUAGUCUCCCCACAAAGGCAAACAGGUACUAAUUCGUGUGGUGUCAAUAAUGGAGGAUGCACACAUCUUUGCUUUGCCAGGGCAACAGACUUUGUGUGUGAAUGUCCAGAUGAACCAGAUGGACGGCCGUGCUCAGUGGUUCCUGGAUACGUGCCUCCAUUUCCAGAGACCACGAGCUCUGGUGGGAAACAUGAAGCUGCUGGCCCUCGCAAAACUUCCGACUCCUUCCCUGCAAAGCCCACACAUUCUGUUGAGAACACAAGUGAAAACUGUUCUCAGAAAGAUGCAAACCAAGGUCUCUGUGAUCAGGAUGAAAGCCAGGUGUUGCCUGCAAUAAAUGGUGAAGGUCUACAUGUAAGUUACGUCAUUGGAGCCGUCUUGACAAUAUUAGCUAUCCUAAUUCUUAUAGCUGCAUUCAUUAUAUACAGGCACAAAAAGUCAAAGUUUGAUGAUCCUGCUGUGAGCAACCUAACCUACAGCAACCCAUCGUACCGGACAUCGACGCAAGAAGUGAAGAUAGAAACAGUUCAGAAACCAGCUCUAUAUAAUCAGCUGCGAUAUAAGAAAGAGACUGCUACAGACAGUAGUUACACAAAAGGGAAGAUAAAAAUUGUCGAAGGCAUCUGCUUGCUGUCGAAUGACAACAUGUAUUGGGAUGACUUAAAACAGAUUAAGAGCACCCGGGGAGGAAUUCUUCGAGAUCACGUUUGCAUGAAGGCAGAAACACUGUCUGUUCAGGGCAGCACGGACUCGCUUGGUGAUACAGAGACAGAACAGCUGCUACAGGAUGAACCACUGUCAGAGUGUAGCAGCGUAAAUACAAGCACACAGGAAAGAAGUGGCAUCCCAUUGCCUGACACUGGUUGGCAGCACAAUUGCAAACCCUCGACUGAAAGUGAGGUCUGAUGGGAAAUAGCUUUUUUUUCCUUCAUGUUCUAUGUUCUAUUUAAAAAAAAUGUUUCUAUGGCAACUUCAGACCAUGACUGAGCAUGCUUCAGACAAGAUGGGGCCUCAGAUUCUUCUAUUAAAAUCAAGACACAACUCAACUGGGACUGAAUGGUACUACAGGCUGUUACCAAUCCAUCCUCUGAAAAACAACACAGUACACAAGAAGAAUGGAUCGAAGCCAAGUGAUCGUAACUCUCUAAAAGUGUUUUCAAAAUAUCUGAUACCCAAUUUCAUUCUCAGAUUUAUCUGAGGAACAGUUCUGGUUAAAGCAUGAAUCUACAGGUGAUUAUCUGCGGCAUGCAUUAGCCUACUUUUACACUGUAGAGAAUUCCGCUAUUAAAAUGGAUAUAAUUCUGUAUGUAGAGCAGAGUACUCCUUUUGGAAAAGGCUUUUCAUUCUGUAUGCAGGGCUUGCAAUUUUUGGUCUCCUGAGGAACAGUAUGAAAAUCCUUGUAGUCUCAGGUAAGACUUCGGCUACAUAAGGGUGAAUUUUGAAAGGACAUGUUUAGUUAACCCCUUCAUCCUCACUUUGGCAUCCAGACACAGCUGAGGUUGUAAAUGUGACCAGAAUCACUGUAUUUUCCUCUUGUUUUGAAAAGAGGAGUAAGGAAUUGGCAAAUACUAAUACAGAUCCAGCUGCAUUUUCCCUUAAGUAUCUGUCUCUAAGCACUGAUUUACAAUUAAUAAUCUAAUUUUUUACUUGCAUGUUGCUGCCAUCAAUAAUUCCAAACUGUACUCAUGAUAUCAGGAGAUACCUCUUUUAGCCACUAUGUACAUUUAGAUGAAAUGUAAAAUAUUAGGCUGGAGCAAGCUAGUUACAUUAAAUAGCACAAAUUACUUAUUAUUACAGACUAUUAUGUUAGUUAUAAAUAUGGGGCAGAAUUCAGCAUUUUAUUAUCAAACCCGACAUUGUGGUCACAGUGUUACUUUACAUUUUUAACUGGAAGUACAGAGCAAGUUCUGGUGAAAGUUAUCAAUAGGAAGCAGACAACAUCAUUAUAAGCAAUUGUAUAAGCAGUCAUUAAAUUGAAUUUUCAUUGAAUUUGAGUGACAAGUGAACAUAUUAGGGGGAAUAAAGAGAAUCAAACCAUAUUGUAAAAUUUUCAAUUAAAAUUCAGGUAGCAAACAAAUAAACAACUAUUUUAAUCAGAAUCGAUUAUCGUAAUAACAAAUGAGAAUUUACUAUCUGCUCCACUACAUUAAAUGUUGUGCCUAGAAAUUUAAAUUUAAAAUUUCAAAGAAAAAGUACAAAAACUUUUGAGUGCAAUAAAAAGCAGAAAAUGCUCUGCAGGUCAAGCAGCAUCUGUAGAGGGAAAGAGAGUUUCAGAGGAUGAAAAGUCAUUACCUAUAAUAUUAACUCUAAUCCCCUCUCCAGAAAUGCUGUCUGGCCUGCUAACAAUUUGCAGCAUUUUCUGUAGCCUUUUUGGAUUUCUAGAGUCUGAACUAUUUUGCUUUUUUACUUCAAGUCCCCAUUUGAUUUUUUGACUGAAGAAAAAUGAAACAGUAGAACUUACCGUUAUUGGCAAAUUUCCCUUCCAACUGAAGUGAUGUAAUUACCAAGUCUACUCUGUAGUUGAAGUCACUUCAAUAAAAUAUAUCCUGAAUAUCCAUAUAAUUGCAUAAAGUCAAAUUUAAAUUUAUUUGGAGUCAAUCCAAUCCUAACCUGAACCCUGAAUUUACAUCAUUAUAUCUGUUCUGGGUGUGAAUCAAGAAGAGCUCUGAUUCACAAAAUCAGUGUACUGUGGGUGAGAGACACGCUCUGUAUUUCUUUUGCUAAAGUUACAAUGGGCAGAAUUUUUCAAUUAUUCCCUGUAAGUGGAAGGCACAAUGCUGUUAAUAAUUUACAUUAACCUAUAAGUGAGACAGCUUUAAAUAUUUUCAGCACAGCAGAUAGAUGAUCACAAUUAAAUGUAGGAAAGUAACAGACAUAAUGUCACAAUCAUUAACUCAGCAUUGCCCCUAAAAUUCAGCUUGGGCACUUUUGAAUCCAUCUAUUUUUCAUUGAGCUAUUUCUGCUGUUCUGCUUGCCUGCUACGUAUAAAUGUAUGUUGUAAAUUAUUGUUACUUUUAUUGAGAGAAGUUUUGAUUUUUCCUUAAAUUCCGUCCUCCACCCCAAGAGCAAGUGCAGUGAUAUUUCCAUUUAAAUAUAAAAGUAAAAUAUUAUACUGGUUGGUCUAAUUAAUGUCACUUUAUCUGCCAAAUGAUUGUAAGUUAGUGAUCACAAGUAUUUUAUGAUGCUGGAACUAACAUCUGGAAAAUAUUUUUUUCUCUAUCCUAAUCCUUCACAAAAACAAAACCGAAGAACAGGAGGCUCCAUGUCUCUCCUGUGAACGAAGGAAAAGGAAAACAUCCCAAUGUAUUUCAAAUUCUGUUGAUACCUCAGCAUUAUUAAUUGCCUCUAAAUUCCUAUAACACUUUCAGAGUACUAUAUCCUGCUACUUGUUUUCUAUUCCACAUCUUCAUGCCUAUUCCAGUAACAUUGUUGCUUUGACCCAAACUUCAAACUUCAUUAGUAUGCUGCUUGCACGGAGAUUUUGAUUGUUGUUUUGACAGUGUUGCUUACAGUGAAACGAGGAAAAUUAUAGCAUCAUCAAUGGAUGUAAAUUAAUUGACUUAAAACUUAAUUACAGCCAGAUUUAUUGUUUCUACUAGGCGAAUGAACAAUUUGUUGUUGUUCCUUUUCUUCAUAAUUAUUUUGAAUCAUUUUUUUGCCAACAAAUGGUCAAUGCUGAAAGUAGAGCCAAGACUCGAGGGUGUUUUGUAGCCAUCACACAGCCUGUUUAUUUCUUUGACCAAAUGACUAACUUUUAGCCUUUUGAGUGCCUAGCAUUUGUACCUUUAGUUGAAUGUGGUGCUAUUUUAUCCAGAUCAUAAGUUUGGGCCACAGCUCUUGAUUGUCUACACAUCUAAGCAUGCAUUUUAUUUCUAAUAAUUGGAUGUUAAUCGAACAAAGACAUUUGCUAUGUUAUUAUGACAAAAUAGUUUAAAUAUGUAAAUAUUUGAUAAAACUCCAGGAUUAUUAAAAAUAUAAACUGUACUGCCCCUGAAAAUAAUUUAGAUUUUAUCCCUGGUUAAAUAGUGAAGAACAAUUCAAAUAUUUGCCAGAUGCUUUCUUUGCCAAUGAUAAGAAUAUUAAUAUAAUAAAUAUAAUUAACUGUCUGAGAUGGAAUUGCACCAGGCCUUUUAACCCUUUGAGCACUCUGAAAUCAUUUUAUAGCUUUUCAAUACAGGAGCUUUUUUUUUAAGAAAAACAUUAAAAUAUUUUUCUUAAAGAAUUUUUAAUUAUUUAAUCCUGUAUAUUGCCUAGUUUUAUAGCAUGCAACUUGCUAGUUUUGUGAACUUAGGUUAGUCAGUAAUAACACGAGAGUUAUGUUGUGCAAUGUACAGUCUGCCUAUAACCAAGAAUUACUUAAUUCAAAUGAUCUCUCCGUUUUCACCUUCACUUCCCAUUUUGCUGUGUUACUUACAUUGCUUAAUUCAAGUUGCUUUCAUUUUUCUUAAAAUGCAAAGAUAUCUUUCAAUUAUCAGGAGUAGACUUUAUUAGGGAAUUUCUGUACUCAAUGGGUUAAAAUACUUGGGUAGUAACUAACUGUGACAAUAACUAAUAAAUUGGUCUAUUUAAGUUGAUAAAUAAUACAAUCUUAGGGAAUUAACCAAUUUUCAUGUAUAGACUUUUGUUUUUUUUAUAUAACAACCAGCCCAAUUAUUCAUAUUGCCUAGUAUCUUAACUAGAACAGCAUUUUUUUUGUGUGGAGUACUUCCAUUGCACUCACAGGAAUAUCUUGUAUUCCACUUUGUCAACUUAGAAAAUACUAUAAAAGCAUAAAUAUUUUUAAAUUGUUUUGAAUAUUAUGUUACAUCUAACAGAAGGGAAAACAAAAUAAGUAGAUUGAAAUAUAAUACUGCAUUUGGACAUUAGUCGUGCAUUUGUCUUCCAAUUGUGUAAUAAUAUAUUUUUGUUGAGCAGCUACAUAACUAAUUUGGGACUUUGUAAUUAUCCUAAAUUAAAAUCUGUAAUAUUUAAGACAGUCUUGAAACUGCUAACUUUGUUCAGAUAGAAAAUGUUUACAGAACAAUUGUUUAGUGUGAGCUAUAUAUCUAUGUGUGUACAUAAAAUGAAUUGGUUAUUAAAAUUGGAUGUUUUCUAAAUGUUUUAUAUCCGUGUACUAUUUGACACAAUGAACUGUGUUUAAUCAUUAUAUCUUGUUAUCUUAAUCAGUUAUAACUUCUUUUAAAUA
Molecule: messenger RNA, 10221 nt
Organism: Pristis pectinata (smalltooth sawfish)
Lineage: Eukaryota; Metazoa; Chordata; Chondrichthyes; Rhinopristiformes; Pristidae
Gene: lrp4
Product: low density lipoprotein receptor-related protein 4
Exons: 38
Coding region: 210-5942 (1910 amino acids)
Molecular function (GO): protein binding; calcium ion binding
Source: RefSeq, a predicted model, not a curated record